Camelina sativa (false flax) is the source of this 924-nucleotide messenger RNA. RefSeq names its product MEIOTIC CONTROL OF CROSSOVERS1 (gene MCC1). NCBI's taxonomy places the organism in Eukaryota, Viridiplantae, Streptophyta, Magnoliopsida, Brassicales, Brassicaceae. Gene Ontology annotation, cellular component: Golgi membrane. Gene Ontology annotation, molecular function: protein-N-terminal amino-acid acetyltransferase activity; histone acetyltransferase activity. Gene Ontology annotation, biological process: N-terminal peptidyl-methionine acetylation. The record is from RefSeq and is a predicted model, not a curated record.
AUGUGGUGAUUUCCUCGAAGAUUCAUUGAGGAGGAUUCAUCAAUGGAGGAUCCAGGAAUCUCUCUUUGCCCAAGUAUUUACUACAGACCUAUAAACCCUAAUGAUCUAGAUCGUUUGGAGCAAAUCCAUUGCGACAUCUUCCCCAUCAAGUAUGAGUCUGAGUUUUUUAAAAGUGUUGUGAACGGAGUUGAUAUUGUCUCAUGGGCUGCUGUUGAUCGGAGCCGCCCUGAUGAUCACUCUGAUGAACUCAUCGGUUUUGUUACUGCUAAAUUCCUUCUUGCCAAAGAUAGCGAGAUAGAUGAUUUAAUACAUUACAAUUCCUCGAAAGGAGAGGAGACUUUGAUCUACAUCUUGACACUUGGAGUUGUAGAAACAUACAGAAACCGUGGAAUCGCAAUGUCACUUAUUAGUGAGUUGAUUAAAUAUGCUUCUGGUUUAUCCUUGUGUCGAGGAGUUUACCUUCAUGUGAUUGCACACAACAAUCCUGCGAUCCACUUGUACCAAAGAUUGAUGUUCAGAUGCGUCCGGAGAUUACACGGAUUCUAUCUAAUCAAACAACAGCAUUUUGACGCCUUCUUGUUUGUCUACUUUAUCAACGAUUCUCAAACUCCUUGCUCACCCUUAGAGGUGGCGAUGUUAGUUGUGAAUUAUAUGAAGAGUGGAAUCAAGUCAGUGGCAUCUAAGCUGGCGAACAAGGAGGAGAAAGGUUUGAAAUGGCUGGUUUGCAAAGACACGGAUUGCGUCUGACCCACACAAACCAAAUCAAAUCUCGGAUCAUCAUCCGGGUACGAAUUCAUCUGAUUUAAACUAUAAAAAAUAUCGAUUCAUUUUGAUUUCUCAUUCUGCUCUCUGUAAUAAAAAUGUAAAUAGUUACUGUUAUUGUCGCCUUUGUUAAUAAAAAGUCUUGGAUGUUCUUUAAGAGUU